AUGAAUUUGAAUUGGAUGUCAUAAGCAUAAAUAGUAAGUAUAAAUUAAUCGAAUGAAAAGGGUGACAAUAAUUAUUCUUUUGUAAUAUCUUCUGACAAUUCAAAAAUUAUAUCUGGAUAUUCUUAAUCUAUUAAAUCAUAUAGUUUAGAUGCUAAUUCAAAAUAAAAUAUUGAUAGAAGUGUUCCUUAGAAAAUAAAUUGUUUAGUAUAAAUUGAUUUAAAUACUGUUAGUAUUGGUUGUGGUAAGAAGAUAUAUCUGAAUUAACUUAAUAAAUCUGAAGAUCUAGUACUAGGAGAACAUGAAUACAAUAUAACAUGCCUCAGUUACUCAUAGAUAACAUCAUUACUAGCAUCUGGUAGUGAAGAUGAAAAGAUAUUUUUAUGGAAUGUGAAUGCUCAAAAGAAAAUAGCAGUAUUUGAAGGUCAUAGAGGGUGGAUUAAUUAAUUAUCUUUUUCUCCUGAUGGAUAAUGUUUGGCCUCUGCAAGUGAAGACUAAUAAAUUAAAUUAUGGAAUAUUGAAUAAAGUGAAUAAUCAAAUAUUUCAAAAGGACAUUAAAAAUGUGUAAACUAAGUUGCCUUCUCAAAAGAUGGUCUUAUUAUUGCAUCAUGUAGUGCAGACUGUUCAAUUAUAUUAUGGGAUUUAAUAGAAAAAAACUUUAUUAUUAUGUUAAAAGAACAUACUGCAGAUGUGCGUUGUCUAGAAUUCUCUUUUAGUUCUAAAUGGUUGGCAUCAGGAAGUAUUGAUGGAUCAAUAUGUUUGUGGGAUGUUAAAUUUCCAUAGGAGACUACUUUAUACUGUAAAAUAAAUGAGCUUUAUUUAUAUCCGGAUUUCUUAUGUUUUGCUCCAUCAGAUUGUUUUGCUACUAUUUCAAAUGAUAGAGGUUAAAAAAUGAAAUAAAAAAUAGUUACUAAAAUUUAAGUUUGGAGUUUGGAUUAAAUAGAUAAAAAAGAUGAUAAAAAAUUGGAAAUCUAAAAAUAUGGGAUCAAUCCUAUGUGUUUAUCUGAUCGUUAUAGAGAUGAGGAUUAUAUAUUUUAAGGUUAUGAUACUCUAGUAAAGGUUCAUAAUUUAUCAAAUGACUAGAUUGAAAUCCUUGAAGGACAUUCAUCUAAAGUUGUAAUUAUUAAAUCAUGGGAUUAUGAUAGACAAUUAUUAUCAAUAGAUAAUAAAAAUAAUAUGAUUAUUUGGUAAAAAACAAACAAUAGUUGGAAAUAGCAAUCACAAAUUUAAUUAGAACCAGGCACUGUUUAAAAUGAUAUAAUUGAUUCUCAAUAUCAAGAUUAGUUUGUAUCCAUAAAUAGUAAUGCUAAUGCUAUUAUCAUAUCAAAUCUUAAUUAAAUGUAAAAGUAGAGGCCUUUUAUUGAUUUAGAUAUAAAAUUUUGGAGAAGUUAUCUAUCAAACAGUUAAUAAUUAUUUAUAACAAUGGGUGACUAAUAAAUAACAGUGAUAGAUAGCUGUUCUGGAGAAAUUAAAUUUAAAAUUGAGAAUCCUAUCAAUUCAGAUCAGUCAAUUAUAUCCAAUGAUGAUGGAUUUUUAGCUAUUUUAGAAAGGUAUUCAAAUAAGAUCUUUAUUGUUGAUAUUUUCUAAAAAAUAAGAAGAUGUAAAUUUAGAAUUUGA
Messenger RNA from Paramecium tetraurelia, 1614 nucleotides. RefSeq lists its product as uncharacterized. Gene Ontology annotation, cellular component: cytosol; nucleus. Gene Ontology annotation, molecular function: ribosome binding; translation regulator activity; protein kinase C binding. The transcript has a single exon. The record is from RefSeq and is a predicted model, not a curated record. NCBI's taxonomy places the organism in Eukaryota, Ciliophora, Oligohymenophorea, Peniculida, Parameciidae. Gene Ontology annotation, biological process: rescue of stalled cytosolic ribosome; positive regulation of protein phosphorylation.